GGGGCGGGGCUUUGGGUCGUACAGGAAAAGAUAAAGAACGCGAGGACAUCUGAGACAAAAACGAUGGCUGCAAUUCGUAAGAAGCUUGUAAUCGUUGGUGAUGGAGCAUGUGGAAAAACGUGUUUACUCAUCGUUUUCAGUAAAGACCAGUUUCCUGAGGUGUACGUACCCACAGUGUUCGAGAACUAUGUCGCUGAUAUUGAGGUGGAUGGCAAACAGGUUGAGCUGGCUUUAUGGGACACAGCUGGACAAGAGGACUAUGACAGACUGAGGCCUCUGUCCUACCCAGACACCGAUGUCAUCCUUAUGUGCUUUUCCAUAGACAGCCCGGACAGUUUGGAGAAUAUCCCUGAGAAAUGGACACCGGAGGUGAAACAUUUCUGUCCAAAUGUUCCAAUAAUUCUGGUGGGUAAUAAAAAAGAUUUACGGAAUGAUGAUCAUACUCGACGGGAGCUGCUCAAGAUGAAACAGGAACCAGUUAAACCAGAGGAAGGGCGAGACAUGGCUAAUCGAAUCAAUGCGUUUGGCUAUCUGGAGUGUUCAGCUAAAACUAAGGACGGUGUGAGGGAAGUUUUCGAAAUGGCCACAAGAGCGGCACUCCAAGCCAAGAAACGUGGCAAGAAGAAUGCCUGUGCUUUGCUAUAGAGUAUUGGGAGGAAGAGAAAAGAAAGAGGGAGGGAAAGGGGUAACCAAACUAGGCCAAGGAAAAUGAAAGCGCUAUAAAGUGUGCAAAUAGAGGGAAGAAAUGCCCCCAGUGUUAAUUAUGUACUCGGGGGUGGGGGUGUACAGGGAGGGUCAUCUUCAAUCCAGGCCAAAGGAAACAACAGAAGAUAGUUGGGACAACUGUACCAGCAAAAAGGGACUUUGACAUUUUUAUGGCCAAUAUGUUUGACAUCAGUCCACUUUCAAAUCAAGAUUAGUUGACCUUAAGCCUUCAGACUGAUCAUAAACUAAGGAUAGUGUAUUAGUAGAGUAAAGAUUGAUGUGGUUUCACAGUGGCUCACAAUCACUGAUUGAUUUUGGGGUGGGGUUAUUUGUGAUGUACUCUUUGGCCCAUAUCAUAUCUUCUCGUUAGAAGCGCAACAUUGUUAGCAAGAACACAUUCAGGGUGUAUACGGCAUUAGUUAGUGCUCCACAUUGUGUAUACUACAUGUCAAGCAGGGGGUUGUUUUUUGGCCACAUGAUGUAAUACUCCCAUGAUUCCCUUUAAAAACCUCCCAGGGAACAAGUGCCGUCUUAUGUAAAUCAUUUAUGCCUAUACUUUGUAAUACAAUUUUCUGUUUAACAAUUUUGUUUGUUCCUACUUUAACAUGCUAAUACUGUUGGUUAAUACAACUGGUUCCUCUGUACCCCCUUGUCCUGUCAAAAUUGACACUUAUUCACUGGUUAAAAAUAGUUGGAAGUAGUUGUAGUCUUUCAAAUCCUUUUUCCAAUAAGAAUUAUAUAUAUAUAUGCCAUUUGCCUAUAAAAUUCAAAGUAAAAUGCAAUGAUGAUACAAAUUCACCUUUUUGUGAGUAUUUUAUGUGCUUGCUGAUGUAUUGUAGUAAAAAAAAUAAACUUUGGGUUAAUCAGCACUAGUGGAGCUCAAAGCAAAUCUACAGAUAUGACUUCAGCUCUAUAUGUUGACUAUCAGACACUGUUCGAUUUUGGCAAUAUAUAUACGUUUUCUACUAGGUGACAGUGUUUUGCGUAAACAUCUAAUUUUCACUUUUUCUCUUACCUGCAUGACAGGCUUUUAGUUGGUGUGCAGAAAUAAAUGUAAUAUUUGUUUAUUUCUCACUGUAUAAAUGAGAAACUCCCUCCAUUUUAUUUUUAUUGUUCACUUCUCCUGUACUUUUUUUUUUUGUGAAAUUCUACUGGCUAUAUCAUUUUUGCAUAUUUUACAAAUUCUAGUAUCUUAGAAUUUUAAAGUUUUAAAAGAAAUACAGAAGGAAAACAGUAGCGAAAAUGUGAUUUUGAGAGAGCUGUUUAAUGCCAUAUUAUUAAAUGCAAGUAAUUUCUUAGUAGAGAUUCUGCAUUUCAUUGUAAGAAAAAAAAAGAGCCUUUGAUGCAUCAAUUAUCUUUUGUAUACCAGUGCAUCUUUGGAUUUCGACAAACUCAUUUGAAAUGUAUUGAAAAAAUAAAUUCUUAUAGGGUAAAUUUGCCUGGGUCUUCAUUUUAUGUCGGUUCUCAAUGAUAUGUUGAUGGAAAUUAAAUAUGAAUGAAAAUGUUGAUGAUCAUGUACAAUUUAUAAUUUAUUUUCUAGACAUUGUAGAAGUGUGUUAGUAAACAAGAGUACACAUUAGUUAAAAGAAUGAAAAGUGGAGGUAGAUAACAAAAAUACCAAACUGUUGCAGGUUGUCCAGAAUCUAAAACCAUCUGUCAGUCUUUAUAGUGAUCUGUGCAAUCCAGCUACAAAUUCAUGAUAAUAAGGCUCUGAAAAAUGAGGAAAAAAAUAACAGUCACAUCCUCUUAUCAUGUUUGGCUUGUCAUUUAAAAGUGUGUAAUAGGUAUAACAUACUAUCAAAUUACAAUUGCUGAGUGAAUCUAAUGAAGAAAUGUCAGGUCAUAUUAUACCCCAAAAUCAAAUAAAAGGAAGAUUAUUUGUGGAACGGUUACGUUUUUUAUCGAAUUCUCAUUACUGUAAUACAAUAAUAAAAAAAAAAGGUAAUAGGCCUAUAUGGUGUAGUGUGUUUAUUUUAUACAUCAAGGUAGAAUGAUUGAUGGUAUGGAAGUUAAAAUCAUUGUGUCCAGAGAGGCCGAUUCUCAUUACUGUAUGUAAAUGUACUAAAAAAAGGUAAAUUAUAUAUAUAUAUAUAUAUAUAUAUAUAUAUAUAUAUA
Messenger RNA from Xyrauchen texanus (razorback sucker), 2820 nucleotides. RefSeq names its product rho-related GTP-binding protein RhoA-A. NCBI's taxonomy places the organism in Eukaryota, Metazoa, Chordata, Actinopteri, Cypriniformes, Catostomidae. The transcript has 5 exons. The record is from RefSeq and is a predicted model, not a curated record. Gene Ontology annotation, molecular function: GTPase activity; GTP binding. Gene Ontology annotation, biological process: cell migration; stress fiber assembly; small GTPase-mediated signal transduction. Gene Ontology annotation, cellular component: dendritic spine; cleavage furrow. The coding region runs from base 64 to 645 and encodes 193 amino acids.